Messenger RNA from Spizellomyces punctatus DAOM BR117, 1455 nucleotides. RefSeq lists its product as uncharacterized. The record is from RefSeq and is a predicted model, not a curated record. The coding region runs from base 303 to 1325 and encodes 340 amino acids. The transcript has a single exon. NCBI's taxonomy places the organism in Eukaryota, Fungi, Chytridiomycota, Chytridiomycetes, Spizellomycetales, Spizellomycetaceae.
UAACUUGCACUGCCCCGCCCCAAACGUUCCUUUGAGAACGAGCGUCCUGGAGGGAGUUCAGGACUUUGGGCAUUGGGAAUGGCCUGCAACGACGGCGAACCCGUCCCGAACACAAAAGUAGCUGUCUCCCGUCAGCCAAAAGUCCCAGCUGUCCAAUCUGCUCAAGCUCUGUCACGUGAUAUGUGGCUGAUCGUUACGCUUACCUAACUCGGCUGUGACGUAGAAAGGACGUUGUAGCCCCUUCGUUGUGGUCUUGGCUUUUUUAUUCCCACCUCUGUGCUCUUGGCCAUCUGCUAAUUUCAAUGGACAGCAAUUCCUCGAUAAGAAUGUCGGCUCCUUCGCAAGCUGCCACCACACAUAGAUACCUUGUCGUUCGGAGAGCAUCCUCCGUUACCUCUGCAAGGAGAAUGAGGAGGAAGAGUACCCGGAGGAAGUUUCGUCGUCCGACUCAAACGAAGCAAAACAAAGACCAGCAAGAGGACGACAAACCCACACCCGACAAGACACCGCGCAAGAACGUCUACCACCACCCGGCUCUUACCCGAACCAACUCUACUUCCUCUAUAUGGUCGGACAUUUCAUUCGACGAGGAAGACAUUGAAGAAGAAACGUUUGAUGAAAUCGGUCUGGUCGACAGCUAUGCAAAUAGAACACUUGAUAGAUCUUCCUUUCUGGUCCCUGAUCAGGACCUCCAUACUCGCCGCUCCAUUAUGAUGCUAGAAGGGCUAUUGAACGACGUGCAAGCAUUCAAAGAUGAUGCUCGGUUUGCCCCCACAAUCAAAAGACCGCCAAUUACAAGACUUCAGGGGUCUUUAGACAAUAGUUCUAUGACAGUUGAAACUGGUUCAGCGUGGAGUAAAUGGGAGGAAGAGAAGCUGCUACAAUAUCUGGCGCCCAAUAAUGCGUCAGUGACACCCGAACUCGAGAUACCCAGGCUGGAAAUCCCACCCGAAACGACAUUGAAACCAGAUGCCACCGAUCCUCAGCUGGAUUCCGCGUACAGCUCGCUUGAACGCCGGAAAAGAUUGACAUCCGAACUGUACAAUGAAGGUGUUGUCGAAGUACCGGUGGCGGCUCCCAUACUGACACCUGCUCCGGCUCCAUCUUUGGACGUUCCAUCAUCUUCCGAAAUUGCUCCAAAGCCGCAAAUCACUUCAAAAGCUACUCGCAAACCCGCUGGUCCAAGACCCAUGGGCAACACCAAAGUCAAGGUCCUGACGCAUUCGCCUACAUUGAGCAGUGAUGACAGCUCGACAAAUGCGAAACCGCAAAAGAAGGGACUAAGACGGUUUUUUAGAAAAGUAAAGCGCGCAAUGCAUUGCUGAGUAGGCUCUCGAUUAUGUAGUUGGUAUCCUUAGUUAAUCCAUGUAUGUAGUAAUGUGCAAUUGGCGGUUUGUAAUAUGUUGUAGUAGUACCCAUGAAGAUUAUAAUGAAAUUACCUGUCCCCGUCCAAUA